Molecule: messenger RNA, 2060 nt
Organism: Trachemys scripta elegans
Lineage: Eukaryota; Metazoa; Chordata; Testudines; Emydidae
Product: zinc finger protein 773-like
Exons: 8
Coding region: 95-1621 (508 amino acids)
Biological process (GO): regulation of transcription by RNA polymerase II
Molecular function (GO): RNA polymerase II cis-regulatory region sequence-specific DNA binding; DNA-binding transcription factor activity
Source: RefSeq, a predicted model, not a curated record
GGGUCCCGGGGGCGGCUCUGGGGACACACCUGCUCCGCGCGCCCCGCAGCCGGGGAAGCAUCGGGGUGUCGGGGCCGUGGGGAAGCGCCGGGGAAUGAGCCACGAAACCCGGGCUGCGCCCGCACCGGGAGCGCUGCAGAUCCGGCUGGAGGCACCGGGAGAGCAUCUCGCCUGUGAGCGAAAAGCUGAGGAGGAGCGGCAAAGUGCAGAGCUGCUGAAACAGACGGAAGCCGAGAGGCAGAAGAUCGUUGCGGAGUGGAAGGAGCUGCGAGGGUUUCUGGAGGAGCAGGAGCAGCUCCUGCUGUCCCAGCUGGAAGAGCUAGCCAGAGCCAUCGUCAGGAGACGGGACAAGGGCGUCUCCAGACCGUCCGGGGAGAUUUCCCUGCUCGGAGAGGAGGGGCAGCAGCAGCCAGGGAGCCAAUCCCCACAGGGUGCUGGACGCACUGAGAGCAGCAGGGAGGACGGGCCGUUUCAGAAGCCAGAGCUGGGGUUUGCGGAGCUGGAGAAGAGACUCAGCGAUUUCUCUCUGAAAAGUGCCAUCCUGCAGGAGGUGCUGCUGGGAUUCAAAGAGACUCUGCGACUGGAGCUGGAGAACAACACAGGGUUUCCAGUUUCCAAACCUGAUGGUGUCUCCCAGCUGGAACAAGGGGAAGAGCCGUGGGUCCUGGGUCUCCAGGGCUCAGAGGAAAGAGAGAUCCAGGGAGGUGCCUGCCGGGCAGGCGAAGGGGCAGUGAGUAAGAGCAAGGAGGAGAAUCCUCAGCAGAAAGAUCACAAGCUCGUGGAAUCACCCGGGAUGUUUUCAGAAAGAUUUGAAGGGAAUAUUCAUUGGAGUCAUGAGCGGAGAAAAGCUCAUGAGAGUCAGCAGGGAAAUCAGCCAGGGCAUGGUCGGGGAAGUGGCCAGGACCUCCAGGAAACCACAGCCCAGCAGAGAAUUCCCCCAGGAGAGAGAAAAAACACCUGCACGGAGUGUGGGAAAACCUUCAGUAGUCGCUCCAACCUUAUUACACACUGGAGAAUCCACACAGGAAAUAGACCGUAUAAAUGCUCAGAGUGUGGGAAAAGCUUCAAUCAGCGUUCAAACCUUAUUAAACAUUGGCGAAUCCACACGGGAAAUAGACCCUUUAAAUGCCAUGACUGUGGGAAAAGCUUCACUGACAGCUCAAACCUUACUCAGCAUCAGAGAACCCACGUGGGGGAGAGACCCUAUAGAUGCUCAGAAUGCGGGAAAAGCUUCACUCGGAGCUCCGACCUUAUUAGACAUGAGACAAUCCACACGGGAGACAGACCCUUUAAAUGCUCCAAGUGCGGGAAAAGUUUCAACGACCGCUCCAACCUUAUUACGCAUCAGAGAACCCACAUGGGGGAGAGACCUUAUAGAUGCUCAGAGUGCGGGAAAAGCUUCAGUGUGAGCUCCAGCCUUAUUACACACUGGAGAAUCCAUACGGGAGAGCGACCCUAUGAAUGCUGCGAGUGCGGGAAAAGCUUCACUCGGAGCUCAGACCUUAUUAGACAUGAGACAAUCCAUACAGGAGACAGACCCUUUAAAUGCUCCAAGUGUGGGAAAAGCUUCAAUGACCGCUCCAACCUUAUUAGACACCAGAGGAUCCACAAAGGACAGUAAACUCAUUGACUAGGGCUGGCCAAAAAUGCUUUUGCUAAUUCCUACAUAGAGAUCUUUAAGGCUGUUUGCACCGUUGUGUCACUGUGCGCUCUCAGCUGCCCCACUUUUGUGUUUGCAGCUCACCCUUCUUUGGGGUGAAUCCCAGGGCCCCUUCUAUCAGCCCCUUUGUCCUGGUAGUGGACGGGAUGGUGUCCCCCACCUGCCGGGAAUAUCCAUCAGCCCCGUGUGGGGAGAUAGCAGUGACCUCGACUAGCUACGUUGAGAUAUAAUCUGCCUAGGCCAUGUCUCCACUGGGAUUUUCCAUGGAGAUAAUUAGCCCAGGUUAGCUCUCAUAGACUCAUAGACUUUAAGGACAGAAGGGACCAUUAUGAUCAUCUAGGCUGACCUCCCGCAUGAUGCAGGCCACAAAGCCGUCCCAACCCUUUCCCUUGACUCUGCU